Kockovaella imperatae is the source of this 2370-nucleotide messenger RNA. RefSeq lists its product as hypothetical. The coding region runs from base 131 to 2335 and encodes 734 amino acids. The record is from RefSeq and is a predicted model, not a curated record. NCBI's taxonomy places the organism in Eukaryota, Fungi, Basidiomycota, Tremellomycetes, Tremellales, Cuniculitremaceae. The transcript is spliced from 11 exons.
CGUCAAAGAUUUCCAUCGUUCAUACAACCAUAGACUCGACCCCUCUUGGCUGAAGACCACGCAGCGAGCUUUGAGCCGCGAAGAGUAACCUUCAAUACCUUGGUAUACGCAAUUGGGCUCUCCCGACAAGAUGGCGCAGGUAGAGGACGAGCACGGCGCUCAGGUGACGCAGCCUGGCCCACCCGUGUCAGCACCCGUAGCCUCUCAACCUUCCAAAUCAGCAUCACAGAUCAACCUGGGAGGCGUGGCUAUAGUCUCGCCGAACGAUGGCAAGCAGCCUGGAAAGCAUGACACUGCUCGAGCGAUACCUACAAAUCCCUCGACGAGUCCCGCAGAGGCCAAACAAGCAGCGAAGAAGAGUCAUCCUGCCGUCGUAGCGAGAGAAGUUGAAAAGACCAAAGCUGAGCAGAGGGAGCUCAAAGGAAAGCCUCCGAAGGGGACAGUCGUAGCUGGAUUGGAGGAUGAUAGGCUUUGGGCCAUGCUUAGACGUUUCGACGUGCAAAUCACCCAUGUUCUGCAUCCUGCAUCUGAUCUCCCAUCAUCAGAGCCGGAUCUUCGUCCGUCCACUCUGCCAAACCUACCUUCGCACUCCGAGAUGCUCAAGUCUAAUCUCGAGCGAGUGAUCGCUGCGAUCGGUCCGUCGUCCGUUCGAGGUGCGAGAGAAAUUCAGCGGCUGUGCGACUGGGGUCCGCAGGAGAGAGUUCGGACAGCUUCAUACUGUGCCACAUAUUUCAUCGCCUGGGCAUUCGGAUAUGCGGUCAUGAGCAUAUCUGUCUUUCUCGUUGUGCUCGUGUGCUUCCCUCACACUCGGAGAUGGCUCUUCCCGCCUAUCCCUCCUCCACCAUUUACGCCUCCUUCGGCGACUGAUCCCACUAACAAGAAGGGCGAUGAGAGUCUGAUUGGCAACGUCGACAAUAAAGCAGUCCACCGAAGCAAGGCGGAACAAGCUGAAGAACAAGCCUUUGAGGCCGCUGCGAUCGUGCAGGCAUACACGGCCAAAUUGAUAUUCGACGGACGCAAAAAGGGCAAAGCGGCGGGCAACUCUGAAGUUGGAGAAAAGGAGGUCUACUCUGACAGUGAAAGCUCGGACUCUGGCAGUGAAGAGAUCGUCAACAAGCCGACGGAGGAGGGUGCUCAGGGUGUCGAAUCUGCCGCUGUCGUUGUUGGAGGGGAGCAAGUGGUCCCCAAGACAGAAAUGUCAGAGAAGGAGAAGAAAAAGCUGGCUCAGAGAGAAGCUAAGAGGAAGCGAGAUGAGAUGGUGUCCAAGAUGACAAAAGCGACGGAGAAUGCCCUAGGCUCGAUUGCAGAUACCAUGGAACGGCUCACAAACGCACUGUCGCCUCCUGGACCAUAUCCCGAUCGAUACGCUCGCUUCAAGAUCGCAGCUGCAUUCCUUGUCCCUCCGGGAUUGAUCCUCACAUUUGUCCCAGCUUGGAUCUUUGGCCGCGCGGUGACAUUUAUGCUUGGCGCCGGCUUGUGGGGCCAGCCAAUCUUCAAGUGGAGCGCAGAUAAAUUCGUUCACCUGGUUCCAAAUUGGCGUGACUAUCUCGUCCUGCUGGAUAUUCGGAACUCUAUUCUCAGUGGCGUGCCGACCGAUCAGCAGCUCACCCUCCAUCUUCUGCGUGUGGCUGAAGCACUCCAGACCCCUCUGCCUCGUCCGCCUCCUCCACCUCUCAAGGGUACACCCAAGGAAGCGAUCAAAGAGACCACUCCUGCAUCUAUGGAUCCGGAAGAGGAAGCCGUCUUGUUGGAAGCGGACAAGGACAGCGGGAUGAAGCCGGCUGAAAAGGCUAAAGUGAAGACCAAAUCACACAUCAUCACUGCGUUUCAAAAAGCUGGGAAGAAGCUGGCAGGGUUCCACGGUGACGUCUCUGUGGACGGAGCAAAGAAGCAAAUUGGUACUACAAUUGACAAGUACCUUUUCAGAGGUCUAGUCAAAGACAACAAGACUCUGGCAUCCUAUCCUGCCAAAUUGGAGGGCGACUCUGGUCAUAUUAUCCUAGAAGGAGUUUCCGAAACACUCAAGUCCCCACAAAUCUCGUUUGUGCCCCUGACAGGUUCCAAACCGAAAUUCGUUCUCCCCGUUGACGAUAUCGUGGAGAUGAAAAAGUCUCAUGUAUCGAUGCCACGGAUCGCUCUCGGCUGGGCAUCGGGCGCGGAUGUCGAAGGACUUGGCUUGACACUGCGAUUCAAGGAUGUUCAACAGCAGAUCAUCGAGGCUCAAGGUGGUGAAAAGGCAGAGGGAAAGACGCUUCAUUUCACUCGAGUAGGCAGGAGAGAGCAGCUGUUCGUCCGGCUCAUUUCUAUGGGACGCCAGAGAUGGGAGACUCUAUGAGCAUUGCGACCGCGGUUGAUGUAUAAAUAGGGGAU